AUGGUCAAAGAACUGCCUAGAAUCAUUAACACAUCCGAAUAUCUGCUGCAGGGCAGCGUACUGGAUUCGGCGUAUCCCUUACUGAUCGAGCGUCUGAAGGGUCUGGCAGAUGCGGAAUACAAAAACUUUAGCGAACACGAACUCGUCUUUGCUAACAAGCGAACCACCAGUUUGGUUUAUUGGCACGUGCGCCGUUCUUUAGACGUCGGCAAUUCAUUGUACCAUUUGCGUUACCUGAGCGACCCGAAUAAAGAUGACAAUCGCAACUGUCCGACGCUUGUGCGAAAGACGAUUGACUGUCUGGCCACUUCAAAUGACAUGAUGGGCUUUCUUGGUGAAAUCGGCUUUAGGAUGCAGUAUGAAUUCGUCUCGAAAGGUGUAGUCUUCAAGAAAGGACCUAUGAAAAUCACCGUGGCGAAAAUUCACCGAGUUACUGAACCCGGAAAUCCGGUCAAGUUGGAGAAAGUAACCGAAUCUCAUUUGGUAGAAAUAAGCGUUUUGAUUCCUUCCGGUCAAGACCUGAUUUCAUCAAGUGUCAAAGAAUUUGCAGAUCAACUCAAGCCGUAA
Messenger RNA from Soboliphyme baturini, 567 nucleotides. Lineage: Eukaryota; Metazoa; Nematoda; Enoplea; Dioctophymatida; Soboliphymatidae. The record is from the annotation of a GenBank genome assembly.